Brassica napus (rape) is the source of this 5176-nucleotide messenger RNA. Its product is annotated as cytochrome P450 97B3, chloroplastic-like. The transcript is spliced from 3 exons. The record is from RefSeq and is a predicted model, not a curated record. The coding region runs from base 3851 to 4252 and encodes 133 amino acids. Lineage: Eukaryota; Viridiplantae; Streptophyta; Magnoliopsida; Brassicales; Brassicaceae.
CCAGUCAGUUAGGUAGAGUUACCGUCAAACCUCAUCUUAAUUCCCAUUCCUUUUGAUGAUAUAAAAAUUUGAUCUCAUGACACACUUUAAAUAAAAGGAUCCUAGGUUGUCAUCAUAGUGAACAUAAUCACUUGAGAUUAGUCGAGAUCAAUUGUCUAAUAAUUUUUGUCAUCUUUUUUCAAGAUACAAGUAAUCAUUGUACACAAUACUCAGUGCUUGACACAAGUUUUUUUUAAUCAUUGGGGUAAGUAUCACUAAGUUCUUUUGACCUCUUGCCAACGACUUUAUAUGGUAAGCAAAGUUUCUCCACAUUUCUUGAGAUAACUCAAAAACAUGCAUAUUAACAUUUAACAUUUCUUAAGAGUUUAGAAAGUUAAUCUACAACUCCUUUAGAUUUAAAUGAAUAAAAAAACAAUUUCAAAAAUCGUUACAAUUUUCUUUAAAAUGUGUUUCAUUCUUAGAAAUUUACAUAUUUCAUACAACUAUUUUCAUAAUUCUCUCAAGUUGAUUUAUAAAUCCAGAAUAUAUAUGAUUUGAAUUUUUCCAAAAACAUAUUUUUGCUUUUUAGCAAAUAUACAUAUCAUUACAAGAUAUUAUUUGUACCAUCAAUACACAUGUCAGUUUAAAUCAUAUUGGUCUUAGAAUUCUCAUUGUUUUUGCAUAGUCAAUCUUUUUUUCAAAUUUCAUUUAAGCAUUGACGAAAUAUAAAGGUUUUGAUCAGUGUCAACAAACAUUUUAUUUCCUACCGCAAACAGCUUUAUAUGUGGUAGACCUCUCCCAAACUUAAUUUGGGGCGUCGACUCACAAAAUCCAUUUCCAUCCAUGCUAUUUGAUCUCUUAAAGAUCAAAAGUAUUGUCUAUAACAUUAAAAUAUUUCACCAUUAAAACUAAAAUCUUCUUUCUUUUCUCAUGAUCAUGUACUUAAUAAUGAAAUUAAGUUGUUCCAAAAUAAUCAUAAUCCAAAAUAAGAUGUGCUGAUUUUUCAUCAUCAUGAAUUCUCAAAUUCCCUGCAUUUUCCAGUUUGAUUGUUAGAAUGAUGAACACAUCUUGAAUUUUCCGGUUCCAAGAAUUCUCUAAUUCAUGUUUCCAUAACCUGUUCUUAAAAACAACUUUUAACAAAUAUCAGUAUUGUUAGUGCAAAAGCAUAAACAAUAUUUAAAGAUUUAAGAGUGUAGAAACCUUAUUUUACUACAUUGGGGAUACCUGAUAUUUAUAAAAAUAAUAAGAACAAAAAUUAUAAUUAUAAUACUGAAAUAAACGAAUAAAGAAGAAUUGCAUAGUCGAAAGGGUUAAUCUUUUUCCUUAAAUCUUUAAAUGUCUGUAGUGUGACAGUUUCAUAGCACUCAGAUUCCCAUGAUACAACUACAUAUGUUUCUGUUUCUCAUCAUCGAAAAACAGAAUCUGUCGAACCUAACUUUGUGUUGUACUCUCAGACACAAAAAAAAAAAAAAUACUAACAUGACCAUUCAAAGUAGAAGAAUGUAACUUUUCUUUUGGUGUUGAUGUGUGCAUUUUCUAUAAUGCUAACAUGUCCUUUUAUAGAAAAAUAAUGAGAAGCACAAGUUUCAUUUUUCAACCAAGAAAUGAAACUUCCAUGAUGCACUAAUGAAGUCUUUAAUUCUUGUCAAUUAUUAUGUGAAUUUAUUCCACAUUUUGACUAAGAAAUUAAAAAGUAAAAUUAUUAUUGUUUGACCAAUUUAAACUAAAUAAUAUACUUUAAAAUGAAUUUCUUUUUUAUAUUUUAUCAACAUAAAAGAUUAACAUAUAUUUGGUUUAUAAGAUUAAGUUAAUAAACACAAAAUCCAACUAACAAAUCAAAAAACCCAAAUCCAAGUUCAAAUAUCCAAUGUGUGUAUUUACUACUUUAUACAAGUUUCUCAAAUCACACACAUUAGACCUCCAUUUCUCAUUCAAAUAAAAUUUCAUUUUUGACAUAUGAAUACACUAUUCAUAAUGUUCAAAAAAUAGUUCUAACAUAAGUAAAUCAGGAAGUGAUAUGGCAGUUUCAAGACUGAUAUUGUUGGCUUUGGUCAAAUUCCAGUCUAAAUAAGGGUUUGAAUAAACCAAUUUAGUUGGAUGAUUCAAGUGGAGGUGAUGUCAGGACCAUCAUAGCUGUCAUCUCCGGUUAUGUUCCUUGUUGUUAUUCAAGAACUUGUGAUAUAUAGCUACAGAGCUUAAGAAAGUGAUUGAGCAGAUUCGUGAAACUCCACUUCAAGCUGGUUAUAAUCUAGUUUUCUUCAGUUAUAUUCUUUCCAAGUUACAGAGAGUCUGACAACAUAUCUAAGCUCCUAUCUUUAACUUCAGGGUUAGAGUUAUUUAACUUUUUCAUUGUGGUCACUGGUCAGUUCUGCUUCUCUAUACAGAACCUCGAACAAAGGUGUCCAUCAAGCUAUAAGCAAAAUUCAACAAAAAAACAAAAGGAUUGUGUUAAACAUGCGACGACACAAUCCGAGACUCUUGUGGGGCAUAGUUGGAAACACAAGGAACAUGAAUAAGAUCUUGACGCACGUGUCAUAAAAUUUUGUUUGCUUUCCCGCUUUCUCUGGCUAAAUCAUUCAACAGCUCUGAAUCUCUCAUAUUUUUUUUCUACUUGUACUUGCAUGGCCACCGCGUACUGUUUCCCUAACCAGACAAGCAGGAGGAGCAUCUGCUCUGAAUUCGCUAAGAUGGUUUGGAUUCAGUAGCUUGAUCAAUGUGAUCUGCAAUUCGUUCUUGAUAAUUCCGUUAAUCCUACUUCCUUCUUUGUUCACUAUGUUGUUCUUGUGAUCAAACCACAAGUCAAGCUGCCUAGCCUUAGCACAGAGAAUCCAUCUAAGGUACAUAAAUAAAUUGAUAAACUAAGAAAAUUCAGAAAAGAAGCAAGGAAUUAGAUCGAGAAAACAUGACGUGCUCGGUUGCUCAGUGAAGCUACUUAAUGUCCUGGUAUUUGUGUACGUGAAAUUUUAACCACAAAUCAUUUUCAGAUAAUUCCGAAUAUUUUCUGAGAUGUUUUAUUUGGUGAAAAGUAUUUGAUAGAAUUUUUAUAAAUAAUAAAUCUAAUAGGCAAGGAUUUAAGAUAAUAAGAUAAUUUUAUCAAAAUAUGAGAUUUUGAGCAAAAUUUGGGAUUUUGAGAAAAAUAUCAAAAUUUUCUUAUUUCUUUAACAAAAAAAUAAGAUAAUAUUUAUAAAUACUAACUGAAAUCCAACCAAAUCACGAUCAUAAAAUCAUAUGAGUAAAAAAUUUCAUCUAAUAAAUAAUUAUAUUAAAUAUCAAAAAAUGACUGUUUAUAUUUAUUUAAUAUAGAUGAUUAUAAAUAAAUAACAAUAAUUGUUUUGAAUUACAUUUCAGCGCUAAUAUAAUUAUAUACGUAACAUAUAAAAACGCAAAUAACAUCGACUGGAAAUUGCUGUCACUGAUCACUACACUUGAUCAGUCACGCAACAACAUGUAAUGAACAACAUUUUAAUCGAUGCUGCUGGUCGCUACUAGGGACUACUGGCAAGUGAAAAGAACCUUAGUAGAUGGACCUUCAGUUUCAUAGGCCUUAGACCAUCUGCAAUGGGGGUCCGUUAAGGAUCCUUAGCUCCACAUCCAAUGUUUAUCAGAUUAAAAAACUAUUAUUUGAGCAACAUAAUACAAGGAUUGAUCCGUAAAUAAGGAAUUUAAGGAUCGAAUCCUUGUUUACGUGGCGGCUUGACUCUCUCAUUGAUUUCUGUCCAUCUCCUUCUUCGUUUCCUUUCCUUUGAUUUUAUGCUAGAUUUGUAGCUCUCUAAUUGAUUUCUAUGUGGAUCGAGCCAUGUGGAGCCAUGUCUUUCCUUUCCGCUGCCCCUGAAGAUGGCAGCCAUGUCUUUCCUUUCGGCUUCAUCUGAAGAUGGCAGCCAUGUCUUUCUUUUCCGCUGCCCCUUCGAGCUCCUUCCAUGGUGGUGGUCUUCCUGUGGGUAGGAGCGAUCCCUGCCUCUUCGGUUUCUACCCUCAAACUGGAAAUUCACAGAGACCCUCUCUUUCCAUCAGGUGCCAAUCAACUAAUACCAAAGAGCCAAAGCGUAGUUGUAAUAUUCUGGACAAUGCGAGCAACCUUUUUAGAAACCUGUUAAGCGGUGGAAGUUUGGGUUCAAUUCCCACUGCUGAAGGAGCUGUCUCUGAUUUGUUUGGGAAGCCUCUCUUCUUAUCCCUCUACGACUGGUUCAUGGAGCAUGGAGGAGUUUACAAACUUGCGUUUGGUCCAAAGGCAUUUGUUGUCAUCUCUGAUCCUAUUGUUGCGGCAUGUCCUUAGAGAGAACGCGUUUUCCUAUGACAAGGUAAUGGAGUCAGCCAGUGUCUUUGUUUUGUUUUUUUUUGGUACCACCAUCAAGUAACUUUUCUUUGUGUUUUUCGUUAGGGAGUUCAUGCUGAGAUCUUAGAGCCCGUCAUGGGAAAAGGGUUGAUACAUGCUGACCUUGAUACCUGGAAGUUAAGAAGAAGAGGUAAGUAAAGCUGUUUUUGUUAUUCUCUCUAUGUUUAUGGCCAUUGAUGAUGAUCUGUGUUGCAGCUAUAACUCCUGCGUUCCAUGCAUUGUAUUUGGAGGCCAUGGUCAAAGUAUUCAGCAACUGUUCUGAGAAAAUGAUACUGAAAUUGAAAUUGAAAAACUUAUAGUUUUUAAACUUAUACAUUUUUAAACUUCUCUUUUCUGGUAUAUUUAUUUUUAAUCAUGUAAUUAAUAAAAUUUCAAUUUCAAUUUAAAAAAAAAUUAUUUUUUAUUUCUAAGAACUCUUAAUUGGAAAUCACCAUUGGACACAUUUAUUUUGACUAGAGUCCUUAACUAUUCAAACAAAAAAAACACAAAAACAAAAUUAAUAUAAUAAUGAUAAGGACUCCAAGAAGGAGUCCACCAUUGCGGAUGCUCUUAGAGCACCUCCAAUGAGGAGUUCUACCUAGGCAUGGGCAUUCGGGUCCCAAUCAGAUUUUGGUUUUAUCCAUUCGGGUUUUGGUUUUUCGGGUUUAUUAAAAUCAGCCACAUUCGGAUUAUAUAAAAGUUUGGUUCGGGACCGGUUCAGGUUCUAUCGGGUUCGGGUCGGAGUUAGUAAAUCUUCGAAGAACCGAUAUAACUCAGUGUAGUUUCGGGUUCGGAUCGCAAUCGGUUCUUCGGAUUAAAGAUACCUGAUUUGUACCUAUCUUGUAACUAAAACAUAAAUGAAAUCGAUUCUUCGGAUUUAAAAUA